Molecule: messenger RNA, 1551 nt
Organism: Fusarium proliferatum ET1
Lineage: Eukaryota; Fungi; Ascomycota; Sordariomycetes; Hypocreales; Nectriaceae
Exons: 4
Coding region: 1-1551 (516 amino acids)
Source: RefSeq, a predicted model, not a curated record
AUGUCCUCGCAACAAAACUCACCUCCUCCCGCCUCGGGCUCCAGCUCUGAGCUCAUCCCGCGCAACACUCUUCUCGGUCUGCCCGAAGAGCUUCAAGAUCUCAUCGCUAGAUCAAUCAGCGAAGACAGGGACGUGAGCGUCGACGCGUUGUGUAAGCUGACACUGGUCUGCGAGCAGAUGCAUCGGAUUGCCCGCCCGUAUGUCCUCCGCGCCACAAAAUAUAUGGCGUUUCAGCGGGCUGUCGAAUCGGCCUAUCUGCCGAACAUGCGUCUCUGUGGCGAAUGCCGCGCAGCCCCAGUCGAAAUGAGCUGGCCUGUAAGACCUUCUUGGAGGGAGUAUCGACCGAUCGAUGCUCUACUCCUCCACUUGGACGAGCGGCAUGAUAGUCCGCGAAGCGAACAGUUGCAGAAAAAAAGUCGAAUCAGUGUCUAUGAAGCUCUUGAGUGGCUCCUUGAGAAGGGUGCUAGCGGAGAAGCAAAUCUGGUAGGUGAAUCCCUUAACGGGUUUCGAUAUCUACGGCUGGAUAUGGGUCUUGGACACAUGCCCACGCGACUCCUGAAGCAACUCCAACUUGACAUUGGUAGACCUGGAGUUGAAAUGUAUCUCAAGAUGAUUGAGCUGUUGAGCAGUUAUGACUUUCCGAACCCAACUCGAUCCAACGCCCUCGACGGCGUGGUGGCCACUGACAAGUUACCUUUCUACCAUCCGGCGUCAGACACGUAUUUCACGGAAUCCCCACUAGACCUGGCGCUCAAGUCGCAUAUUCCGCCUCGUCUUCUGGAGUUGAUGCUGAAGGAAUAUGCCAGUCGAGGCGUCAGCCUGCUCACAUUUUACAAAGAGUGCCCAGAAGGUCUCAAGAAGACCUGUAAGGGAAAGAGGCCUCGUAUAGAUGAUGACUGGGUGGGUCACGUCGGUGACCCGUUGGAGAGCAUCAAGCUCGACAUCAUGGUCAAGUACGAGAUGAUUGACGUGCUUGAGGAGCUUCUGCUCAAGAGUAUUCUUGGAGCUCUGGAUGUAAUUACAGCGCAAAUCACUGCAGCAGGGCGUGUAGUGCCUACGCAGUUCAUGCGUUCGUGGGUGACGCUAUGCGAGGCAGUUCGACCCUAUUGCGCGGGCGGGUAUGAGUUUCUGUACGAUAUAAACCGCGCAAUUGUUCGCAAUGGACCUGGACGCGUCCAUGAGUUCGUUAUUGAUACCGAGUGGAACCCAUGGUACAUGUGGUUUAUGUGGUCUGAUGCAUGCAGACGUCGUGACCUGACAAUAUGGAACAUCGGUAGGGCCGAAUUCCAUAAGAAUAAAAGAUAUUUCUGGCAGAAGCAUCACGGGUACGAGAUCGAGCAUAUACUCGGGUACUUUGACCGUGAUCAGGUCCAGCCUUGGUACGAGGUUGAUGUGGUCGAGUGGUGUCAGCAAAUGCUGGGAACUUUUACUGAGGACGGGGUUCCUAAUGACUUGAAGUAUGAUUUCCAGACUUGGUGUGAGUUCAUGGAAGGGGAACUUGACGAAGAGUCAAUUCCCUUCGAAUGGUGGAGCCAGUUCACAAGAGCGUAA